AUGGCCUCAAGUUCUAUGGGUGGCAGGGGCAGGACACCCAUUCAUUUCUUCAAGAUUAUACUCCCCUCCACUUUGCAAGACAUGACACUGAGAAUCCUUGAAAAGUUUGUGAAAAAAUUUGGAGAUGAGCUCUCCACUGUUGCUACACUCAUUGUUCCCAAUGGUGGUAUUUGGCAAGUGGGAUUGGAGAAAUUUGGCAAUAACAUUUGGUUUUGUGAUGGUUGGCUUGAUUUUGCUAAAUAUCAUUCUAUUUGUUAUGGGUUCUUUUUAGUCUUCAUAUAUGAAGGAAAUUCAAAUUUCCAUGUUCAUGUAUUUGAUAAGACUGCUAUUGAGAUUCAAUACCCAUCAAGGAAGAAUUGUAUAUUGGAAAAUCAGGUUGACAUAAUAGACUUAGAUGAUAGUCAUGAUACAGACAUAUCAGGGCAUGACGAGUUGAAUGAAAAUGAAAUGUCUAACUCAGAUGAGGUGCCCACAAAACAUGAAGUGAAAGAAAAGUUUGUAAGGAAAACAUUUUCUGGCAUGUCUUCAAAAGGGAAACUCAUGAUGUCAAGAGGAAGAGAGAGAGCAAUCCAAGCAGCCAGAAAGUUCAAACCUAAAAAUGCAUCUUUCAUGGGUAUCUUGCAGCCCUAUAAUAUACGCUUUAAUUAUAUGUUCCAAUCCUUCUUUUUUAUGCAGUAUGUGCCUGCUGAAUUUUCUAUCAAGUAUAUUAGUCAAAAUCAUAACGUCACACUUCAAACUUCUAACGGAAAACAAUGGCAUGUCCGGUGCCAUUACCACCAAUAUUCUGCCUCUUCAGCAAUGAAAAUGAGUAAGGGAUGUGCUGCAUUUUUCAAGGACAAUAAUUUAGAAGAAGGAGAUGUCUGUGUCUUUGAGGUGAUCAAGAGGAAGCCUGUUGUGCUUAGUGUUUCAAUAUUUCACGUGGUUGACCAUCAGAGUUCAGACUAG
Quercus lobata is the source of this 945-nucleotide messenger RNA. RefSeq names its product B3 domain-containing transcription factor VRN1-like. The coding region runs from base 1 to 945 and encodes 314 amino acids. The record is from RefSeq and is a predicted model, not a curated record. NCBI's taxonomy places the organism in Eukaryota, Viridiplantae, Streptophyta, Magnoliopsida, Fagales, Fagaceae. Gene Ontology annotation, molecular function: DNA binding. The transcript has 3 exons.